Messenger RNA from Diaporthe amygdali, 2997 nucleotides. RefSeq lists its product as uncharacterized. NCBI's taxonomy places the organism in Eukaryota, Fungi, Ascomycota, Sordariomycetes, Diaporthales, Diaporthaceae. The record is from RefSeq and is a predicted model, not a curated record. Gene Ontology annotation, molecular function: protein binding. The transcript is spliced from 4 exons. The coding region runs from base 1 to 2997 and encodes 998 amino acids.
AUGAUGGCGUCGGACGUUGUCGCCCAACCUGCCUCGUCCUCUGCCGCCCUUCAAUUCACAGACCUGCCUCAGGAGCUACAGAAGGAAAUCAUCAGUCAUUGCCAUCAACCAGAACUUAUCUGCCUGUCUCUCGUCUCUCGCCACUUCAGAUCUCUGGCUGCGGCCGAGCUGUAUCGAAAUUUCCACAUUGUAUUUCCCGACGAAGAUGAUCCCGCCUUCGACUCUCCAAUCGAUGGACUGGCGGGCGGUCUGGAGACCUUUGUCACAAGCGACUAUGACUACGCGAAACACCUCAGAGACAUAUCGCUUGAUACCCUGAGCGCGGGCGACAAGGCUGAGACGGCGUACAAACCCUAUCUGUACAGCGUCAGCUGCGGCAAGUUCCUCAAUACUCUGCUCCUCCUGACCUUGCGCAAGGCACGAGCUCUAGAGACCCUGAGAUGGAACAUCCGUGUCGAGCUCAGUCGGCCGGUGUACAAGGCGCUACAUAGCAUCGAUAGCCUCUCGCAUCUUCACAUACGUCUCCAGGCAGGACCAUCGCUGUACGAGCAUCCCCCACCAUUACCUCUCUCCUCGCCCAUUGCGACUCCAACCGCGUCUACGCACCACCUUCCACUCAUUGACUCACAACUUCCACCGCCGACCUUUACGCUUCCGCCCCCGCCCCCGCCAUUCUAUAUACCACCGCCUACCUCAUCGCUACCGCCCUUGCAACCACCACCGAAACCUCCCUCCAGGGUCAAGACACUGAAGAGAUCAUCAACAUCCAAAAACCCACCGACUCUGUCAGGUUUCAGGAAUUUGAAAACCUUGUCCGUUCUGGAUAUCGACGACCUGGAUGUGGUUACGGAGCUCAAGUCUUGCGUCAGGAACUCCCAGGCGACACUGUCCAAGCUCAAGCUAUCAUUCUCGCACAACAUGGCCAUGCGCGCACGGAAACCACCGCCAGAUAUCGACCCCGAUGAUUCGGAUCCCGACGAUGAGUUCCAAGUUGUACCGGUGGUAGCACCACCUCCUGUUACCCCAUAUGAUGAUGUCAGUGGACCAGCUAGAGCGUUUCGCGCGCAGGAGGAGAGGAAGACUCAAGAAUCUGUCUUGGGCCGCAUAUUUGAUGUGGAACCCUACUUGGUCAAGAAACCGACUCGAAAACCACGAGACAAGGAGAACGAGCCCCCAGCAGAAGAGAAGACAUCAAAUCCUGGCCAGUACUUCAUCGACUCUCUCAAGGCUGUGUCAGAAAAGCUUAUGAAGGAUUUGGUCGGAUCGGAGGAUUUCGCAGCGGCCCAACAGGAAAUUUUGGACACCAUUGAGACAGCAGCUAGGACCUAUGUCGCUGAAUCGGAAGGCAAAUCAGGUGUCUCCAAGGAGAACGGUGUCAAUGGGGUCAAUGGGGAGUCCAGCUCGAGCGGAGCUGACAUGAAUGGCGCAGCCGAGCCAGACGCUUCGAAGGGCGAGGAUGCGCAACAGGCAGAACACAGCUUGUUUGAGCCCAAGACGACAAAGGGCAAGGAGUUCGAACAAGACGCCAAUCCGGAUGACAUUAACAUUGAGGAACCGGUGGAGGACAGUUUUGUGGAAGAGCCGUCGGAAAUCGCCACACCUGAGCCGAUCAAUGGGACUGAUGCGGUCUCUACCAAGGCAUCUCCUUCCAAAGUCAAUGGCGUCGAAAUUUCCGCGGCAAAUGGUGGCACUCUUCCAGUCCUGGGCUCAAACGAGUCCAAUGCGGCUGUCAACCUCGAAGCACAAAGGCGGAACUUCAAGACGCUGGCUGAAAAGCUCGAGUUUUUUGAAAUCCAGGCCGGAGAGUUGCGCAAGGAGAUACGGGAACUUCCUACUAACCCGGGCCCAGAAUCAGAAAAGCGCCUGAAGGACGCUGACUCACAGAUGAUCGAGCUCAGCAAUAAUAUCAAGGAAAUCCAGCGCGAGAUGUCGGUUGUAGCAGCUGAGAUUGAGGACGCAGAAAAGCAAAAUCCUGCUGCCGCGCAGGCAGACGAUGCAGAGGCCGUUCCGAGCCGCAUCACAGAGUACACGCGGUCGACCAGAGGGUUGAGUCUCCAGACGCUCAGUAUUUACCUCAUUCCCGUCAAAGCCUCGGUGCUAUCGCGAGCCAUCGAUCUGCGGGUGCUCAAGAGGAUCACGUUGCUCAACGUUGGCACUCAGGCUCCAAUCUGGGCUUUGUUUGCCAAGGAAAACAAAAUCCAGCCGAUUGCCUUGCGCAAGAUCUUCACGGACAACGUCUCGGUGCCUUUUUUGACAUUCGUGUCCCAGUUGGAAGAGCUCAAUGAGCUGUUUAUGCUUGAGAGGCCUGACAAAUACAAGCCUGAGCCGUUUGGGCCGAAGACUGCUAUCACGAUGGACCAAAUCAGACGUAUGGUGCUGAAGAGGCACAUGCCAACCCUGAAGCGACUCAUGAUCAAAAACCAACAAGACUCAACGUGGGAUGUUGAUGAGAAGACAAUGUUGCUCAUUUGCAGGCGGGGCAAGAAUCUCGAAGAGCUGGCCGUCAGCAUGGGGAUUCGUGCAAUUCACACGACUCUGCAGCACAUAUCCGGCCUCGCGAACCUGCGCGCUCUGCACAUUAUCAACCUCCGUAACGACGACACCUGUGUCUGGGUCAUGCGCGAAACGAAGCGGUUUGUUAUUGACAACUUGUCGCAUUACCCCGAACUCAAGCUCGAGUGGCUCGCUAUUGACGACGACGAGCGCGUUGAGCGCAUUGUAAGGUGGAAGGAGACACCAAAGGAGAAGAAGAGCAAGUCUGCCAAAUCGAAGGGCAAAGAGAAGGCUGUACCUUGGACGAGUCUACCUAAUGGAGACCAUUUCCCUGUUCUGUCCCUGGACAACCUCGACAUAGGGAGCGAGAGCGACGAGGAUGACGAAGAAGGCACCUCCGGCCCGGAUGGCAUGUCCAAAAUCGAGACUAUUGACAACAUUCAUUUCUACGACGUCUGGGGGGUCCGGAUUUUCAAGAGGGAGGUCAUCACUGGGCGGCUGUGA